Neohortaea acidophila is the source of this 3802-nucleotide messenger RNA. RefSeq lists its product as uncharacterized. The record is from RefSeq and is a predicted model, not a curated record. The transcript has a single exon. NCBI's taxonomy places the organism in Eukaryota, Fungi, Ascomycota, Dothideomycetes, Mycosphaerellales, Teratosphaeriaceae. The coding region runs from base 180 to 3749 and encodes 1189 amino acids.
GCCUUCUCAUUCGGACCUCCAACUCCAUGUCGACACCGCCUGACCGCGCCAUGAAAGCCUUCCGUCUCCGCAGCACUGAGUGAAGACGUGAUUGAGAAUGCGCAAACUGUGACCGCCGAGCCGGGCGCCUUCUCUGCCACCCACCACGAGAGAACGCGCCCUCCCUCCUCUCCUCCACGAUGCCUGCAAUCCGCCCUCGGGCCACCUUCGAGCCCAUCGCGCCCGACUUCGACCUCAAGGCGUUGGUGGAGUCGACGCCCAACUUCUCCUACGUCGAUCGCAUCUCCUGUGACAUGAUUGAUCAACAAGGCUUACCCGCAUUCGAGAAACUUAUCCUCUUGCAUGUCAUUAUCGGCGGGAAGCCGCUGGUCAUUGACGGCUUCGAAGAUCGCCUUGACCCCUGGACCUUCACGCCUCAGUGGCUACGAGACAACUGUGGCGAAAAGGCCGAGAAUGCGCGCAACCUCACGAGCAAGGAGAACCUACCCCUCACAAUGGGCCACUACUUGCGCAACAUGGGCAUGCUCACCAACCAAUUCUUCUCCAAACCCGGCGCACACAAAGAGCAGAAGCGGCAAAGAGUAUACUUGAAAGACAUCGACUGCCCGGAUGUGUGGCAGGACAAGCUCAGAGAACACAUUCCGAGCCUGCUCUUCUACCUGAACGAAAGCACGGGCGACUUUGGCGGCCCUGGCGCACAACCAGAUUCAAAUCGCAGGCUGGGCAAGGGAAUCGCACGUGCGGGCGAUCUGAUGAGCUCACUGCCGCCCGAUAUGCGCGCAGAGAAUCUAAUGUGCUACAUCGGACACGAAGGCACCUACACCCCAGCCCAUCGUGAAAUGUGCGCAAGUCUGGGACACAACAUCAUGGUCGAAGCAUCCUCCACCCUCCCUUCAUCCGCCGACGGCAAGCCUGAAAAGCCUGGCUCCUCAAUCUGGUUCAUGACCGAGUCGAAAGACCGCCAUACCGUGAGCGAGUACUGGCUCAGCGUGUUGGGUCAUGAUAUCGAGGUUGAGAACCAUUUCGCGCAGGUGGUGGCGUGGAAGAAGGCGCCGUUCACAGUGUACGUCGUCGAGCAGCGCCCUGGCGACUUCAUCUUGAUUCCUCCGUUAGCUCCACAUCAAGUGUGGAAUCGUGGCACCCGCACAAUGAAAGUGGCCUGGAAUCGCACCACCGUCGAGACCCUCGAGAUGGCGCUCAACGAAGCAUUGCCUCGAAGUCGCAUCGUAUGCCGUGACGAACAAUACAAGAACAAAGCCAUCAUCUACUACACCUUGCAGAAAUACAGCUCUCUGCUCGCCCUCGCUCUCAAAUCUGGAGAGCGUGUUCUGGCCACUCCAAAGGUCAAACAGCUCGCAAAAGACUUCAAGCGCUUGUUCAACCUCUACAAACAAAUCCUACUGUCCGAAAUGUUCAAUCCGGAAGACACACCCAAAGGCAUUGAAUACCUCCCAUUCGACUCCAACGUCACCUGCGCGUACUGCCGAGGCAACAUCUUCAACCGCUUCCUCACGUGUCCAUCGGCCGCGUGCAAAAACCUCCUCGGUCACACCAACGAAGCAGAGGGCGAUCCGUACGACGUGUGCAUAGAUUGCUACGCUAUGGGCCGAAGCUGUUCGUGCAUCAGCGGCUUGCGAUGGGUCGAGCAGUUUCGCUGGAAGGAGUUGGCGGCAAAGUACGACACUUGGCGGCAGAUGAUCAUCCAACUGGAUGGUGGCAACAUCACCGAGAAGAGCCGUCUCAGCCUGCCGGAAGAAAAGAAGCGGCUGGGCAAGAAGUCGUUGGCCGAGGUCUGCAAAGAGCAAUUGAAGAAGCGGCCGUGGAAGGACGUUCGCAAGGAUGUCGAGGAGGAGGAAAAGGACGAAAAUGAAGAGGAAGAAAUUAUUGUCGACGACAACGGAACUGUCAAGAAGAUUCAAAAGAAGCGAUCAAAGGCUUGGCUGAAGAACAACACCAACUGCCAUGUCUGCUGCAAACGCCACCCGAACUGGAAGAUGGCUCAAUGUACGACAUGUGACCGCAUGUGGUGUUAUGGCACGCUCUUCCGCGGCUGGGACAAAAUGCCCAUCACGAUCAUGGAGGACCCGAAGUGGAGCUGCCCACACUGUCUCGGUAUUUGCUUUGCUGGCGGAUGCAGACGGGAAGGAAAGAUGAAGCCCUACGAGCCAAAGGGCACACUGUUAGGUCACGACACGAAGAAGGUAGCAGAUGCGAGAUCCGUCGAAGCGCUCGUGGAUUUCAGCGUGAGCAAUCUGAACUGGCUGAAGGAUGAUCGCAUCGAGCCGGGAACGCCAUUGCGGCGGGCUGGUGAAGAGGCAAAGAAGACGAAGGAGAUUGAGCCUACCCUGGAUGGCGAUGCAGACGAGAGUGGUGUGGUGGAGUUUGAAGAUGGCACUCCAGACCUGGCCACGCCUAUCGACCCCGCGCUUUCUGGAGCUGCGGCAGGCGCCGAGGCUUACGACGAGGAGGCUUCGCUCGCUCACAGGCUACAGCAGGCGAACGCGAGCAUGGAAGCUGUCUCUCCACCCAGCGGCAUGCGCGGUUCAGCGCCCGAAGGCUACGCUCCUGUCAAUCACGGCGGAUACGUUCCACCCGCAGCAAACAUGUAUCCCCAACCCGAUGAGCAAACCAGCUACAGCUACCCUACCUACACACAACCAGCGCCAGUGACCGACGACAGUAAUCAGGACCCACUGAUAGCUGGACUGCGCCCGUUCAAGCGCCCGCGGCCCGAAGACGACGAUGAGGAUGGCACCAUCAGCAUGAAGCAGGGCAAGAACAAGGUCCCACGACUGUCCGCCGCAGGCUUCAGAUCGAGCGAUCUUGGCACAAGCGAGCUAGCUACUACUGCAUUGAGAGCGAAUAAAAGCGAAGCGCAGCGGCAAUUUGAAAAGGAGAAAGAGCGCCAGGCAGUGGAAAAGGCCAAGUCCGAUGGCCGCUUCAUCAUGCUGCAAGCCGCGUUGAAAGGGAAACGCAGGAUCGUCAAACUACCCAUCGAUCCGCAAAAACUGCGACAAGUCUCGGCACAGCAAGCAGCCCGAGCGGCCCUCGAUGCCGGCAAGGUGGAACACGAGGCUGAAGCGGGCGAUGGCGCUGCGCAGCAACUUGAGGCAGAGCUUGAAGACGAUGCCGACACCAUUCUCCUGAAGAGCGAUAUCGCGCCCAAGAAAGCCCGCGACCAGAAAGCGUACUACCAGCAGCGACAAAAGGAAGGCUACGUCAUCAGCAGCGCAAGCAAGAAGGCCCUCAUCCCGGUUGAAAAGGACGGCAGUUACCGCGGAGACGGCAAGGCGAAGCCAAAAGGCAAACCCGGCGACGGGGCAGCGGAGAGGAAGAAGCCUGCAAGACGAAGUGCGGCGCACGUCGAGUACGAAGAGGUGGAUAUCGGCAGUGAAGAAGACGAGCCUGGUGUUCGCGGGACCGCGCCUUCGGUAUCGAAGACUGCCGCACGAGACCGCCGGAGCUUGCCUUCUUAUCUGCAGAGCAAGGAUGAAGGUGGUGCGGAGGAGGAUGCAGAGGACUUUGCCGAUGUUGAUUCCCUCGUGCCGCAACAAGUGCAGCGCGAUUUUCCCACCUUUGCUGCCGUCAAUCGCCCGGUUUCUAAUGGCACGCCGGCGAAACUUAAGCCGGUGUCUUCUCAAGCGAACAGCGAGGCACAGCGGCGACGCAGGAUGGAGGAGGAGAAUCGAUUGGCGAAGCUGCAGGCGCUGGAGUCGGUGACGGGAUCGAAGUAUAGCAAUGGUUUUUGAGUGCGGUGAUUGAGAAGGCAUUGGUAGCAUGGCGACGGAGGUGGAAGUGGAUU